Molecule: messenger RNA, 5817 nt
Organism: Aedes albopictus (Asian tiger mosquito)
Lineage: Eukaryota; Metazoa; Arthropoda; Insecta; Diptera; Culicidae
Exons: 1
Coding region: 1-5817 (1938 amino acids)
Biological process (GO): DNA integration
Molecular function (GO): nucleic acid binding; zinc ion binding; protein binding
Source: RefSeq, a predicted model, not a curated record
AUGGCCCAUAAGCAGCCGAUGAACGACAGCUAUUGCCUGUGCGAGUUGUGCCAGCAAUCACCCUCCGCUGAUCAUGGUAUGGUGGCAUGCGACGAAUGUGGAAAGUGGUUCCACUACAUGUGCGCUAACGUCGACGAGUCGAUAAAAGACCAUCCCUGGUGCUGUGAGGGAUGCCUGCUGGUGAGAUCGCGACGGCAUCGAAGCGGAGGUAGUUCCACGUCAUCGAGACGUCGAUUCCGGGAGCUGGAGCUCAAACGGCUGGAUGAAGAAUUCGCAUUGCAACAAGAGUACAUGCGGAAACGAUAUGAGGUGAUGGCUAAGUGUCUUGAGGACGACGAAGAGGACGAUAGUGAGGUCGGUAGUUUGGUGAACAGCAGCGUAAGUAGGACGAGAAAGUGGAUUAAGAGUCAGCGAGAGGCCGAGGGGAAUAUUGGUCCCGGUAAAGCCUAUAGUUUGCCUUCGAUCCCGAACGAAGGUCCUAGCAACGUUGUAGGCCACACAGCGUCCUACACAGUCACGCCAUUCGGACGCCCAGAAUCAAGAUGGCCAGCUCGGAAGAAUACUGUUGCGGCCGAGGUCCCAAUCGAAGGAAGUCUGCCUUGCUAUGUACCGUCGUUUGCCGAUCCUGUAGGAUCCGUGUCAAGCCCACACGGGCUGGGGCGAAGUCAACCGCCAAGCCGAGCAUCAUCGAUCGUUCAUGCUCUGCAGCAAAUGAUCCCACCGAGUUCGAUUCAGCAGGGUCAUUCCGAUAUCCGAAAUGUUAAUUUCCAUGCGCCGAUGGUGAACCACCAAUCAGUCCCAAGAGAUGAACAAUCCCACCGGGUGGUCAGGCCAACAGGUGGUCCGAGUGCAGCUCAACUUUCAGCGAGACAAGUGUGGCCUAAACGACUGCCGGCAUUUUCUGGAGCGGCGGAGGAGUGGCCCAUCUUUAUUAGUUCGUAUGAGAGCUCGAACACCGCGUGCGGGUUUUCUGAGGUAGAAAACCUCAUUAGACUGCAGGAGAGCCUGAAGGGUCCGGCGCUGGAGAUGGUCCGCAGCAGGCUGGUGCUACCGGCGAACGUACCGAAGGUUGUCGAAACUUUGCGUCGUGUCUACGGGAAACCAGAAGUGCUCAUACGUUCGCUAAUCUCAAAGGUGCGAAUGAUAGAUCCACCGAAAUCUGAUCGACUGGAUACUGUCAUAAAAUUCGGGAUUGCCGUGCAACAACUGUGCGACCACUUGGACGCCGCCAAUCAACAAGACCACCUCCGAAAUCCCGUGCUGUUGGAGGAGAUGGUAGAAAAGUUGCCUGCCAGUUUCAAGUUGGAGUGGGUACGCUUCAAGAAGGACGAAGAUCAAGUGUCUAUACGCACCUUCGGUGACUUUAUGGAGAAGCUGGUAGACGAAGCUAGUGAGGUGACACUGCUAAAUACUUCGUCUGAACCCGCGAUGAAACAGGAGAGAAAAUCAUCAACGAAGCCGAAAGGGUUCGUACAUACGCACAGUGAAGCGGGACCAAACGUCUCAACUAAAGCUGAAGCUGUUAAGCUGGGCGAUGAUAAGCUGUGCGCGACAUGCUCUAAAGCUGGACACCGCGCGCGAAAUUGUGAGGAGUUUAAAAGGCUGGCACCGAACGAACGUCUCCGACUGGUGAGGGAUCGACAGCUGUGCGCUGUGUGUCUAUAUAGUCACGGAAGCAUGCGUUGUCGCAACAAGAUGCUGUGUAACGUUCCGGGCUGCAAUGCAAAACACCAUGCCCUACUACACCAGACCGAGAAACCGGAGGAAUUGAACUGCAUGAUGCAUCAGCGAAUCAACAAAUGCUCUGUCGUCUUCCGCGUCGUACCAGUCAUCCUUAUUAACGGGUCAAAGGAAGUUGCAACCUUUGCCUUUUUGGAUGAGGGUUCGUCUAAAACGCUUUUGGAGAGUAGCAUAGCGAAGCAGCUGGGACUUAGAGGUGCGGUCAGACCACUGGAUCUGAAGUGGACUUCUGGAGUUACCAGAACCGAAAAAACCUCGAUGAACGUACGUCUGACGGUGCUGGGAAAAGGAUCGCCCACGCGAUAUUUGCUGGAAGAUGUACACACCGUAGAACGUCUAAAUUUGCCCAAACAGAGUGUGAACUUCACUGACCUGGUUGCGAAGUUCGAACAUCUGCAUGGAUUGGUGGUCGAGGAUCAAGUGAACGCUGAACCUACUAUCUUGAUCGGUUCAGACAAUCUCGACUUGAUGGCUCCGAUAGAAUCGCGGAUUGGGAGAACGGGAGAACCAGUAGGGCUGCGCUGUAAGCUUGGAUGGACAGUUAGCGGACCUGUUACCUCAAGCGGUACAGAAGAAUACUGUGGCGUGCAUCAAUGCGACCUGUUGAUGGAUCAAUCCCUGAAGAACUACUUCACCAUGGAAGAGGCUGGGAUUACUUGUCCGUAUCGUGUGGAAUCUGAAGAAGACCGCAGGGCUCGCGGAAUUUUGGAGGAAACUACAAGACGUGUCGGAAACCGGUUCGAAACCGGUCUUUUGUGGCGAACAGACAAAAUCCAGAUGCCGGACAGCUACUCCAUGGCGUACCGCCGAAUGCAAAGUUUGGAGCAACGUUUCCGGAAGAAUCCGGACCUGCAACUGAAGGUCGCCGAAGCAGUCAAAGGAUUCGUUGAAAAGGGGUAUGCUCACAAAGCGUUACCUGGAGAACUUCGUAGCAGCAAACCGGGACAAGAGUGGUAUUUGCCCUUGAACGUAGUGGUCAACCCGAAGAAACCAGAGAAGAUUCGGCUAACGCUGGAUGCCGCUGCCAAGGCUGGUGGAACUUCACUUAAUGAUAUGCUGCUCAAGGGCCCAGAUAUGCUCGUCUCCCUUGUGGAUAUCAUCAACUACUUCAGAGGGCGGAGAAUCGGGUUCGGAGGCGAUGUGAAGGAAAUGUUUCUGCAGAUCCGAAUGCGCCAACCAGAUACACGAUUCCAAAAAUUCCUUUUUCGACAAGACACCUCUCAAAAUCCUGACGUGUACGUCAUGGACGUCGUCAUAUUCGGAGCUAAGUGCUCACCGUGCAACGCUCACUUCACGAAGGACAUCAAUGCACGUGAGCAUGCUGAUCAGUUUCCAGCCGCCGCAGAGGCCAUCCUCAAGCGUCAUUAUGUCGAUGACUAUUUUGAUAGUGCGGACAGCGAGGACGAGGCGAUUCAGCGAGCACGGGAAGUAAGGGAAGUUCAUUCGCUCGGAGGGUUUGACAUCCGUAAUUGGGUGAGUAAUUCACCUAAAGUACUCACGGCGCUGGGAGAGGAAAAAGGAUCCACCAAGGCACUAUGCUACGACAAAUCAACGGAAUCAGAGCGAGUGCUAGGGUUACUUUGGGAACCCAAAGAAGACGUGUUCAUCUUUACUAUGGGGCUGAAAGAGAAGUUGAUCCCAUACCUUGUGGACGAAAUUCGACCGACCAAGCGUAUUAUUCUGCAAUGCGUCAUGAGCUUCUAUGACCCUGUGGGAUUCCUCUCUCCCUUGCUGGUGCAUGGGAAGAUCAUCAUCCAGGAGACCUGGAGAAGCGGGACGGAAUGGGAUGAACCAGUGACGGACGAAAUUUUCGAAAGGUGGCAAAGCUGGACAAGAGUUCUUCCAAAUAUCGAGAAGGUGAAGGUUCAACGUUGUUUCUUUGGGGACGAAUCCAUCAAGAAUAUAUCUUCAGUUCAGCUACACAUCUUCUGCGAUGCCGGAGACGAUGCCUACGGAUGCGUCGCGUAUCUGCGGUAUCAAGUAGCGGAAGACAUCCGAUGCUCUCUGGUGGGUUCCAAAGCCAAGGUUGCCCCUCUGAAGCUGACUUCGACGCCUCGAUUGGAACUGCAAGCUGCGAUAAUCGGGGCAAGGAUGAUGAACACGCUGUUGGUAACCUUGCCAGUUCCAAUUCAGGAGCAAUUUCUGUGGGUAGACUCGACUACGGUUCUUUCUUGGAUUCGGUCAGACAACCGUAAGUACAAACCGUACGUAGCGCACCGGAUUGCAGAAAUACUACACACGACGGAGAUCAACACCUGGAGGUACGUUCCCUCCAAGCAGAACGUAGCCGACGAUAUUACGAAGUGGGGGCCGGGAACCACAGUGGAACCGGAAGGCAGAUGGUUCAACGGACCGCCUUUUCUUCGUCAACCGAUGGAUUUAUGGCCGGAGCAACCUCAGACUAAGUCGACGGUAACCGAGGAACUCAGAGCAUGUUAUUUGUUCCAUCAUAUUGCGAUCACGCAGCCCAUUAUUGACGUGGCCCGCAUUUCGAAGUGGAAGAUUCUUCUGAGGACGGUUGCUUUGGUAUACCGCUUUAUUUCAAACUGCAGGCGUAGGCGUGCUGGUCUACCAAUCGAAGCUUUGAGAACCGCUGAGGGUACGAAAUCGUCUAUGUCAGCCGUGCUACUGGAAAUACAGCAGGAAGAGUUAGCGAAAGCGGAACGUUUGCUAUGGCGGAUGGCACAGGCCGAAGCGUUUCCGGACGAAGUUAAGAUUUUGAAGAAGAACAAGGAGCUUCCAUUCGAUCAGUGGAUAUAUAUUGAAAAGUCGAGCGAAUUAUACAAAACUUCGCCAUUUUCGGACGAGGAUGACGUUAUUAGGAUGGAAGGCAGGACAUCUCCGGCAGUGUUCGUCCCGACUCAUACUCGAUUCCCCGUCAUACUUCCGAAGAAUCACAUCAUUACUUCGAAGAUAUUGGAGGAUUUUCACAUCCGGUACGCCCACGGGUCAAAGGAAACCGUAGUGAACGAAGUACGGCAAAAAUACUUCAUUCCGAAACUACGAACAGCAGUUGGCAAGGUUAUCAGUAGCUGUAUGAGGUGUCGGCUACGCAAAACUAAGCCGAGUGUGCCACGGAUGGCACCGCUGCCCAUUCAACGAAUGCAGCCUUUCGUUCGAGCCUUCAGUUACGUGGGGCUCGACUAUUUCGGGCCAAUCGACGUUACCGUGGGAAGACGCACGGAAAAACGCUACGUUGCUCUUUUUACUUGCCUGGUCGUGCGAGCUGUUCACUGUGAAGUCGCGUACAGCCUGAGCACAGAGUCUUGCAAACAUGCAAUAAGGAGAUUCAUCAGUCGCCGUGGUGCCCCCAUCGAAAUAUUUUCGGACAACGGUACGAAUUUUCAGGGGGCCAGCCGAGAACUACGGAAAGAGAUCGAAAGGAUAGAUCGAGAUUGCGCAAACACAUUUACUGGUUCAAAAACAAAGUGGACCUUUAACCCACCGUCUGCCCCUCACAUGGGAGGAGUAUGGGAGCGGAUGGUGCGGUCCGUUAAGGAAGCAAUGGCGGCUUUGAGUGAUGGACGGAGAAUGACGGAUGAAAUUUUGGUCACGACCCUGGCUGAAGCGGAAUUCCUGGUUAACUCGCGACCGUUGACAUACUCUGGAACAGAAGAUGCCGAAUUGGAUACGAUUACUCCGAAUCAUUUUCUGCUGGGAUCUUCGUCAGGUGAACACCAGCCAUUCCAUGCAGCGAUAUCUUUGGCAGAGGAACUGAGAAGCAGCUAUAAGCGGUCCCUGGCGUUGGCGAAUGAAUUUUGGAAUAGGUGGUGUAAGGAGUAUUUACCGACAUUGAACCAACGAAGCAAGUGGAACGUAGAUAGUAGGUCGGUGAAGGUGGGCGAUCUAGUCUUCAUCAUGGAUGAUGGUAAAGGUGCUGCAAGGGUUCGGGGCAUAGUCGAAGAAGUGUACACCGGCGUAGAUGGACGUAUACGACAAGCUGUAGUUCGAACGAAAGGAGGAGUCUUCAAAAGACCAGCAUCGAAGUUAGCAGUUCUUGAGUUAGUAGAUAAACCUGGUGCAACAGCCGAGGAGAAGUGUGACCAGGGUUUAUGGGCAGGGGCGUGUUCCAACUAA